AGGCCCUGAGCACCGAGUGAGGGUACGCAGGAGUCCCCUCCCUCUCCCACUGUGGAAGAGCUGCUUUCUCCAGUGGUGAACAGCCAAGGAGAGGAGCCCAGAAACUAGAAGAUCUGCGGUGACUGGCACACAGACCCAUCUCAGUCCUCCCCUACAUGGGAUCGGCCGACUCUUGCCUCCCCCACCGACAGAGGGCAGUGGGGUGUUUGUUCCCCAGAGCAGGCCAGCUGCUGGCUUUGCUUCUCACUUAGAGCCACCGCGACCAUCUCCGACCCAGGGGCUUAGCCCACAGGCAGCUGCGGUGCGUGGGCCGGGAGCAGGCAGGCAAGUGGGCAGGCAGACAGGCAGCAGGACACUCGAAAACUGUCUCUGGCCAGGGCUAGGUGUCUCCCCAGAGGACACGAAGACCAGGGAUAUCGUCCCUCCUGCCUUUUGAUGAUUUAGACAUGGCUGGAGAGCCCAGACCCGGCCCCACCCAGCCAGGCCAGAAGAGGCAGCAGGGCACAGCCAUCUCCUGGCUGCUCUCCAGUCUGUGCUAAGCAGUCAAUGAAAUAUCAUUCCUACACCAUUCAUUUUUGACUACGUCAAAAAGUUGUAAGAAAAAAAAAUGGAAGGGAGGAAAAAGUCAAACCAUUGCAUUGGCCGGGAAUCGAACCCGGGCCUCCCGCGUGGCAGGCGAGAAUUCUACCACUGAACCACCAAUGCUGCUACGAAGAACUGUUUGCCGCGGAGACUCAGGUGGUCAGCCACAGGCUUCAGCACUAUGUCUGCUCUCCGUCAACGUUUCCGUCCGGUCCGAGGGGGCGGAGCUCUCCAGCCAAUCCAAAAGGAUCCAGAAGGGAGAAUUUUCCCUGAGCAGUGGCGCCCAGCGGAGACGCAUCAGCUUCAGUUCUGUCCUAGCGUCCUAGCCCCCAAGCCCCCAAGUCCCCAAGCCCCCAAGCCCUCCCGCUGGCUGGUUCCAAGCCCUCCCGAGGCUGCGCUGGGCGCUGGGCGCGGGACCCCCACCCACCUCUAGCCCGACCCCCGGGGCUGCGCACGCGCCCUCCUGGCGCGCCGCUGUCACUUUCUCCUUUCUCCAAGGACGAUCCUCCCACCACCGGAAUCAGCAAUCGGCAUCCCUGCUGUGUCCAGGCCGCCCGUCCAGAUCUCCUGAAGCCAGAAAGCGGAGGCGAGGAUGGCCGGAAAUUUCACUAACCGGCCUGUGGGGCGUCUCAGGAUGAAGGCGAACUCCCUCCCCUCGCCCCCAACGUCCUCCAUUCUGACCCAGUAGCCUUACAGGCCUCGCCCCUCGUGGGCUGGGCCUGAGCUGGGGACGCACAGCACCAGAAAGUUGUUUUAGAAGCUGUAUUGCUGCCGCGUGCAUCCCCUCCCCUGAUCCUUAUCCCCCGUUCCAGCCCCGGGUGCAGAUGGCAACCGAAGCUCCUGUAGCUGUGUCCCCACAGAGCCUCCCUGCCCAGUCAGGUGCUUAAUUCUCUUUGCACCCAUCUCCACAUCCCUCCUAGGCACCAAUUCCCUGCCUGGAGAUGCAUGGUACAUGAGAGAAGGGGGAAAGGCCGGGCAACGAGAGUCUGGGACUUUCCAGACUCCUGCUCUCUCCCAAGGACUGGAGCAAAGAGGAAGGCGGCCUGGCCACAGCCUUAAUCCUGCCUGGCUGGCCCUGCCAGUCAGUGCUGGGCCACAUCCUGGCAAUCCCAACCAAGGAUUAAAGGCUCUCACACCCCCACUGUGGCUUUGGGCCCUGACUUAACUCUUUCCUUUCAUCCUUUGCCAGACUACGAUCCAGAACAUCAGCUGUUCCUGGGUCAGGCAGAGGAACUUUUGGAGAGCCCUGAUCUGGCCGGCCAGAAGGCUGCAGGCGAUUGACCCCUCCUGCCCACUGGGGCCACCUGACAGAUACCCCUUAUUAGAGGCCAGACAUGGGGAAGCUGGUUUGCUGUGUUCUCUCAAAAUGGCCUUGGUCAAGUCCCUAAGGCCUCUUCCAAUGGAGAAUUCUGGGAUUCUAAGGAAAAGUUGCACACCUCAGUUUCUUCAAGUUAAAUGGGUCUGGGAAAGGACUCUGGCCAUGGAGAGUGACCCCUUCCCCAUUUGUCUCUGUUGCAGCAGCAGUAACUAUGACCUGGACUACAAGCUGUACAGGGAAGAUGUCCCCUACCGUGUGUAUGAAUGCCAAAGAAUCCCUCCACUCAUUAACCGCGUGCCUGUCAAGAUCCGGAGGACCCAGGUGGGCAUGGGGAUCAAGAGCAGCUGCAGUCCCCACAAGGGCCCCAGGAAGAGCCACCUGCCCCAAGAGCAAAUAAAGCUCCAGACCGAGGAGCUGCACUCCAUCAGGGGGGAGCUAAGCCAGAUCAAAGCCCAGGUGGACCGUCUGUUGGAGACUCUGGAGCGCAUGGACCAGCAGAGGGACCAGCUUCUGGGUCACGCACCUCCAACUGGGGGCCCAGCCUGCACUCCAAGGUCAGAGGCCAGUGAAGAAAACAGGGCCCUGGUGAGUAAGAGAUCCUCAUGCAGAAACACUGAAGCCAAGCAGGAGCCCAGGGGCCAGAGGCCCCAUCCAGAAGCAGACAGCCCCGAGGACAGCACAGACCCAGAGGAGGCAGUGAGUGGCCCGGCACCUCCCCUCAUCCUCACCCUCCCUGCGUUUGAGUCCUUGUGGCCUCCCUGUGAACAAGGGAGAGACUCGGGUUUGUGCGGGAGCCCACAGUGGUGGUUGAGGGGAGACACAGGACUUCUACCGCAGGCAAGCCCCAGAACAUGGGCCCUGCACUGCGUUGUCUCCCACUCUCAACUCGGGCUUGAUGAGCUCAGCUGGACUAGGGAACACAGCCAGGCAGCUGGGCCAGUUCUGGGCUGAAAUACCAUCUUCUCCAGGAAGCCAGGAGGCGGGCUUUGAGCACCACAGACAUCACAGCUGUGCCUCAUGGCCCCACACCCCUUGCCUGAGAACCACCUGGCAAACUUGUUAAAACCGAUUUCUGCCUUUUCCCUGCCCCCACAUCUUAUAUUGUACCGUGCUCCCCGGGGAAGCUGUGGCACAUGGACCUUCCCGGAUGGAGAACAUCCAACCUGAGUCUGAUAAGAGCCCUUCGUGCAACAUCAAAGGGCCCAAAUGUUCCCUGACCUACCAUAUCCUCCUCCCUUAUUGGUAGUCCCUGAGAUAGGCCAAGCCCCGGGUUUGUUUGGGCCAUCUCAACAGGGCCCAGGAUGCCGGUGCAGGGGCUGGCAGUAAUGAACUUCCCUUCCUCCACCUGUCUAGCUUUGCCCCUCCAACUGCUGGGCUCUGGAGGGCCAUUACUAUUGCCCAGGCCUGAGUCACAUCUGGGGAAAGACUGGGCUAGAGGAAGGGAAUGUUUGUUUUGUCUAGGGGUUCUGGGUUCCCAGUCCUCUAGAAGAAUCUUGAGGAGCACUGAGCUGCCCAAGCUGCCCAGAAAGAGAUGUGGGGGUGAGGGGAGAUGUUGGCAGACAGACCUCCCCUUCCCAGACACCCCAUGGCUCUCACUCCUCCUGGCCAGAGUCCUGCUUCUGUCUUUCUACAGGUGAAGAAUCAUGCAUCAGACCAGGAAAGCAGUCAAUAGAAGAGUGGAACCCCUCCCGGCUCCUUCCCAGGCUUCCUUCCUUGCCUCGUAUGAUUUCUGGAAGGCGUCCUGGUGGCACCUGUGCAACCAGAGGCACCCAUUUUGGAAUGAGGACAAUGAAGUGGAGGCUUGGCUCAGCCGCACCAGCAGGGAAGUCUCUCCGUAAUGGUGGCUUUUGCUUUGGAGGCCAAGCUUCCAGAUAGUCGGGGGGCUGAGAGGGAGGCCUGCAACUGCCUAGCACAUGCUCGCCAUCCUCAUGAGGCUGAGGCCCAGUCUUGCAAGGGGCAGCUGAACAGGCCCCUGCCUUGGGAGCGCCUCAGCCCCUCUGACUGCAAGCACUGCUUUGGCUGCUUUUCCCUCCUCUCCAGGUCCUGCCAGUUCCAAGUGUGGAGCGUCCUGCAGCCACCAGCCCCGCUUUCCCAGUUCCAGUGAUGCACAGGAAGAUCCACUCAAGUUCUACAGUCCCUUCCGGUCUUUAAGCUCCUCGGUGUGUGUCCCACAUAACCCACCUUUGGUUCCAGACUGCCCACCCACCCUAUAAAGCCCUCAUUCAUAACAGGGGUAUCAUUUUUAUGUCCUGUUUCUAUCUUGUCUCUCGCUUGACACUGUGUAUUUCAGACCUGCUCUGGAAAUGCUGUAAUGUCAAAGGGGAAAAAUAAAAUUUGUAUUUUUCCCUGGUCAGGGGUUCUU
Messenger RNA from Lynx canadensis (Canada lynx), 4262 nucleotides. RefSeq names its product heterogeneous nuclear ribonucleoproteins C1/C2-like. NCBI's taxonomy places the organism in Eukaryota, Metazoa, Chordata, Mammalia, Carnivora, Felidae. The coding region runs from base 1949 to 2851 and encodes 300 amino acids. Gene Ontology annotation, cellular component: nucleus. The transcript is spliced from 6 exons. Gene Ontology annotation, molecular function: RNA binding. The record is from RefSeq and is a predicted model, not a curated record.